Colletotrichum higginsianum IMI 349063 is the source of this 1023-nucleotide messenger RNA. RefSeq lists its product as uncharacterized. The record is from RefSeq and is a predicted model, not a curated record. The transcript has a single exon. Bases 1 to 1023 code for a protein of 340 amino acids. Lineage: Eukaryota; Fungi; Ascomycota; Sordariomycetes; Glomerellales; Glomerellaceae.
AUGCCUGUUCAACUGCUACCCGCUUCCGCGGCGGCUUUUGCCCCGAGAGCCUCAUCGGUCAACGUCGUGCUGGGAUCCAAGGUCGAGCCGUGGUUGACCCAGACGCUGAAGCGCAUUAACCGGGUUAAGCGUCCUCUCAACAGCGUCCCUCAACACCAAAGAUGCCUGACGGAGACUCUGUCGUCGCCUGACGCCAUCUGGACUCUUACUUCCAUCAUGCUCCCCAAGGCCCCGGAAUCCGAAUUGCGCCAGGACUCGAACCCACUCGUCGAGGCUUUGUUCAACUACCAGCUUCUCCAUAUCGAGGCCUAUAUCGUCCACGUCGACAUGGUCCUGCGCAACGAGGUCGCCUUCAAGCUGACCACCGACUCGAUAGACGCCCUUGUCGAGUACCACAAGGAUGUCCACUGCGUCGACUCCAAGGCAAACCCGUACGACUGGCCAGAGAAGGACCAGCAGUGCAAGAAGCUGCACGAAGACUUUGUCCAGGCCAUCAACAAGUUUGUCUUCCGCACCCACGUCUCCGCCCUGGAAGGUCUUGAGGAGGACGGUGUUGGCGAGCUGCUUUCCGGCAAGAGCGAGGAGGUCAAGAACAACAUCAUGGGCCUCAUGAAGCCCCUGCUGCCUCCUCCUCCCCGCGUUGUCGAUGUCAUCAGACAGCCCCCCCUGCUCCCUAGCUCGCCCGCAAACGCAAGCAUCUGGUCGCAACCCCCGACGCCGGCCCAUCUGCCUACUGUCGACGCAUGGAGAGUCCUGCCAUCGAGCCCCAGCAUCGCAUCAACGUCUCAGGAAUCAACACCCAUCUGGGCCAACAUCGGCAUGAGCGAGGUCCAGAUCCCCUCGCCCACGCCCUCGUUCAGCCAACCCUUCUCCACUGCCGGCUUCUACUACAGUGCACCGGCGAUCACGGCACCCAUCCCGGCGCUGCCGCUUCCCAGCAUGUUCACGCCCCAAUGCGGCGUGAGCGUUGGCUACGGCAGCUUCGGCUGGGAUCGCUACCAGGAGUACGCCACGACCAUGUGA